AUGGCUCCGGCAAGCCGUGAGGAGAUCACAUCUAAAGUCUUCGAGAGUCUCAAAGGAACACCUUACGAAGCAUCCUCGCUCGAUGUACUAUCAGGGGGGACUGCUAACUUUAUAUACCGUGCAACAUUAAUACAGUCACUUGAGGAUAGCACGCAAGAAGUUGCCGUUAAGCAUUCUGAGGAUUAUGUUGCGACCUCACCGGGCUUCAAGUUGACUCUAUCUCGUUGCCGCAUCGAAGAAGAAUGUCUCAAAGCGCUAUCAGUCUUUCCUAUCGUUGACAAGGCAGAUGAGAAUGAUUCUUACAAUUUCAUCGUCAGAACGCCCAAGCUCUACCAUUUCGACGAGGCGAACAACACCCAAGUUCAGGAGUAUCUACAGAACGGCAUUGAUUUAAAAAUGCAUACAUUAACAGUUGAAUCCGGGGCUGAUCCAGAGAUAACAAAACACCAAAGUCUCCAGCUUGGCAAGGCAUUAGGAAGGUGGCUCAAAGGCUUCCACGGCUGGGCGGCGCGACAACCCAAGCUGCGACAGGUGGUGGCCGCAAAUAAGGAGUUGCAGCAGUUGAAACACACAAUUAACUUCUCGUGGCUUAUGGACAGAGUAAAUCAGUUCCCAAAUGUCCUCGGAGGUGCUGAAGGUGUCUUCAAAGAGGUAGGGAAGAUGGCUGCGGCAGAGCUAGAGGACGACAGCCAGCUCCAGGUUAUCCACGGGGACUUCUGGACAGGAAAAUACCUCACUAGCAUUCUUCUUCCCAAGGCCCAGAUCCAAGAGGGAGUAGACGUAUCAAUGUUCGUGAUUGACUGGGAGAUGUCACAGAUAGGAAAGCCCAACCUCGAUGUCGGCCAAAUGCUUGCAGAAUUGUAUGAGUUGAAGCUAUACAAGGAUAAAUCAGCAGGCAUAUUUAUGGCUCAGGGAUUUAUGGAGGGCUACGGUCCGGUGAGCGAAGAGUUUGCUUUCCGCACGGCGAUUCAAGUCGGCGCUCACCUGGUCUCCUUUGGGAUGGUAGUCCCGGAUUGGGGAUCGGUGGAGCAGGUUGAAGGGUGUGGACGCCUUGGAAGGGAUAUGAUAACUCGCGCGUGGAAGAAGGACCGCCGGUGGUUUGAAGAAAGCGAUUUCGCCUUUCUAUUUAGUGCGACUAGAUGA
This is a messenger RNA of Daldinia childiae, 1143 nucleotides long. RefSeq lists its product as uncharacterized. Bases 1 to 1143 code for a protein of 380 amino acids. NCBI's taxonomy places the organism in Eukaryota, Fungi, Ascomycota, Sordariomycetes, Xylariales, Hypoxylaceae. The transcript is spliced from 3 exons. The record is from RefSeq and is a predicted model, not a curated record.